Molecule: messenger RNA, 5046 nt
Organism: Monascus purpureus
Lineage: Eukaryota; Fungi; Ascomycota; Eurotiomycetes; Eurotiales; Aspergillaceae
Source: the annotation of a GenBank genome assembly
AUGUUACCUUCCGUGGCGUUGUUUCCCCAGGUGCAACCUCAUCACCACCUGGACCAUUAUCGGGCUACCGAUGCCCUUCCUCUUCCUUACAGCCCCAGCAAAACUGCCUUUCCCGCCUCCUUCUCCCGCGAGGACUUGGCCAAGGGCUCGUUCCAAUCCGUGUCUCGAUCCCGUGUGCAGUUUCCUCAUCCCGUCCAGCGCCUCAGCGCCCACGAUGCCCUGGAUCCCUCCUCGAGUGCGGAAAAUCCUGGCGAGCAUGCAUUGAGGAGGAAGACUCCAAACGGUACCCUCGCCGCUGGCUACGAUGGUACUCCCGGGGAUACUACCAUCCAACCGCCGGCAACGAAGCAUAUCCUGGUCUCUCCCCUCGAAACAAGUCAGUCUCUGGCUCCGCGGACCGGCGUCCCGCUGGACAGUUGGAUGCAACCCACCGUCGACCACGCCUCGACCGCUAAGCCGAUGAAUUUCCCGCCUGUCUUCAAGGGCGAUGCCAAUCGUGGGACCGGCAUCUUUCCCACCGAUGCCGUUCCGGAUCCAAAUUCCACUGGCUGGGUGCGAUCGUUGAACUACCCUCCUGGGAUCGACUCCAAUCUGUCGCUGCCAUUGCCGCUGCAACAGCCACAGCCGCGUUAUUUCAUGCCCAAUGGCGCCUACGUUCCUACCGUUUUGCCAGCGGCCCUUCAACCGUGCAUCGGACCCACGGCCUCGGCUGGCACAGGUCCGUAUGGACCCUACUGGCCCGAUGGCGCUUAUAUCCCGUAUCGUCCAGCGGCCAUGCGCGAUUCGCGCUUCAAUCGUCCGUUCGGUCAACAAGGCCCACCGCUCUACAACAUAGGACAGCCUUCAUUCGGUCGACCAUCUCUUCCUACCGGUGGUCCUCCGUCGGACCCGGCCUUUCUCUGGAAUCAGGUUCCCACUGCUGUGGUUGAUAAUCAAGAUCAUCUACUGAAGGAGAACUUUCCUCCACGGCACUCGAGCCAGAGGCCUACGCUUGAUCCGCCCCAACAUCAGCACACCCUGUCCUAUCAUACACGUCACGCCAAAGCGCCAUCGGCUAGUUACUCGUCGCAUCAACUCGGAAAUGAGCCUUUGGCGUGGUCUGGCACUCCAGGCGGUUCUAGUUUUGCGGCUGCGACGACUUCACGCGCAGAAAAUGCAGAAUUCAAGGAGAAGGUCCUGUCAUGGGCCCAUGGUGUCUACGUUGACCUGCUCGCGACUAUCCAUCAGGCUCGACGGAACAGUGUUGCUGCUGGUGUCACCGUUGACGGGGCAAACUCGCGUUUGCUAAAGCCUAGUAUCUACCCCAAGCCCCCUCGCCAGCCUGGCUUGGAUUUCUCAUCUCAGAAUCACACCCCGGAAGCUCUCCGUCAUAAUAGCUAUCCUUCCACUCAAUUUGACCAGCAGAUGGCUAAGGCUGGUGGUAUACCCAGCUUGGGAAGACCCGCGCCGCCACUGGUCCAUUCGACCCCGGGCUUCUCAGUCAACCGGCAUCAUGAACGUCCGCUGCUGAACCAGUUCCAGCAACAACACAGGGCACCGGAUACCUCCGUGGUGGAACGGUUACGCCCCACUGGACGAUUCUCUGGUCCACUGUCCAUGACCCGUUUCUCCAAUCUUGCGAAUGAGAGUUCUACCACGGCAAACGCCGCUUCAGCGUUGGAGAUGCUCUCUCAUCUUUGUAUGGAAAGUGGUUGGGAAUGGAUUGACGGCAUGCUACUGGGCGGUUGCCUCGCAUAUGGCUUGGGUGACUAUCACAAAGCCAUGAGGUGGUAUUCUAGAAUCAUUGCACGCGAUGAAACGCAUGUUGAAGCAAUAUCAAAUCUUGCGGCCACAUUGUUGGCGCUCGACCGUCGAGAAGAGGCAUGCCAGCAUUGGCUACGUGCCGUGAAACUGCGGCCAAGCUACUUCGAGGCUGUGGAACAUCUGAUCGGUCUUCUCUGCAGCAGUCACCGUGGUAAAGAAGCGGUCAAUAUCAUUGAAUAUGUGCAGGCGUCCUUGCGCUUCCCCAGAGAUGGAGAUUGCUUCAAGGCAGACGAGCACGCCAGUGAUGCGGACAGCGAUGCCGAUAGUAUACUGUCGGAUAUAAAUCCCUAUGAAAGGGCCGCAUUCGACUACGACGAUGACUGCGGGCUUUCGAUGGCGUUCAACCAGGUCUCGACCGAGGCAGGCUCUGCUGGUUUUGCCUCCAGUGGCUACGCUAUUCCCGGGUCCGACAACGGUAGAAUGCUGGCCCUUGUUCAUGCUAAGGGGAAUAUGUUGUAUACUCUGGGCGACCAUUCGGGGGCUGCGGCUGCCUUUGAAGAUGCCAUUCUGAUUGCUGCUGGGAGAAGACGGCACGGAAUCAAACGUCUAAUCAAAGCCAUAGUCGCCGCUUUCUCUCAAGGGUUGCGGAACAGCUUUCAGACGCCAUCGGCACCUCUCGACACGAAGGAAACCCUCCUUCUGUACCCGGACAAGGCUCUUCAGACCGCGAAACUCGUCUUCCCACACAGUGGGUUACCGCCGGGCCUCAAAUAUGUAUCUGAAGGAAUUGCAAGGAAAGCCGCCGUGUCAACUACAAGUAAUUGUCUGCUUUCGUUGGCAAAGAUCUACCAGGAUGGCAUGUCGAAUGCCAGCGUCUCUGCGUGUCUAGGAAGCGCACCAGAUGUUGGAGAUAUUCUGACCCUCUAUUAUCUCUCUCUUUCCCUCCUGCCUAGUCCAUCUACCGCAAAUAACGUGGGGAUCUUGCUUGCCAGCAUCCAGAACAAUCCGUCGAUCAAGACACACUUGCAUUCCGUUGGAGAAAUCCAACAUCCGGAAAUACCUGGUGUGGUCCCUGGAAGCGGAGUGUCGCUGGCCCUAGCGUACUACAAUUAUGGCCUGCAUUUAGAUUCGCGGCAUGCCCAUCUCUAUACGAAUCUCGGCAGCUUACUCAAGGAUCUCGGUCAGUUUCAAGCAGCCAUCCGGAUGUACGAGCAGGCGGUCCAAUGCGAUAAUAACUUUGACAUCGCGCUGGCCAAUUUGGCAAAUGCCGUCAAGGAUGCGGGUCGGAUCAAUGACGCGAUCUCUUACUACAGACGGGCUGUCAAAGCAAACCCGGAAUUUGCUGAGGCUGUGUGCGGACUCGCCAAUGCAUUGAACUCCGUUUGCAACUGGACUGGUCGCGGUGGGAUCGCAAAGGGUCGUGGAUUCCUCGACCGGUGGCACGUUGAUGACCAAGGCAUGCUUCGUGAUUCUAACGGUGCUGAAACCGGGACUGGCUGGAUAAAGCGUGUAGUUGACAUCGUCGACCGACAGCUCAAGGAGGGCGAGACGUGGGGUUGUGGUUUACUGACGCCCAACACGAUCGAGCAACUCUGUGCGCAGCUUGCUCCCGCCCUCGACAAUGGCCGGUUUGGCCCUAGUCAAAAACUUGCCUCCCUGGCGGCCGUUCUCCAGUCGUGGGCAGGACGGAAAUGGGAAGGAUCACGGAUCGUGCGGCUGAUCGAACGCGCCAUCCGGUCGAUAACCUGGCAGUGGUAUCAGGACCGCUAUGUAUAUGGGAAAGAAUAUCCUCUAUCCAAAUACCGCCGCCCACAACUGCCGUCGGGGCUCACCAUUCCCAAUGCGCCGACCGUUUUGCCUUUCCACACCUUUACUUGUCCAGUUUCCGCAAAACAGGUCCGGCAUAUUUCUCAACGGAAUGGGAUUCGCAUCUCCUGUUCGACUUUGCGGUCACCAUGGCUCCCGGGUACCGUAUUUAAACCUCCGUCGCCACCGAAUCCGUAUCUCAAAGUGGGAUACGUGUCCUCCGACUUUAAUAAUCACCCGCUGGCCCAUCUUAUGCAGUCAGUAUUUGGCAUACACAAUCCGUCAAAGGUCAAAGCCUACUGCUACGCUACUACGGCCAGUGACAGGUCAUCACAUCGUCAGCAAAUUGAAAGGGAGGCUCCGGUUUUCUACGAUGCUAGCAGCUGGUCGGUCGAACGGCUAGUCGGGCAGAUUGUUGAGGAUGGGAUUCACAUCCUGAUCAAUCUGAACGGUUACACGCGAGGCGCUCGCAACGAGGUCUUUGCGGCCAGACCGGCGCCGAUCCAGAUGUCCUUUAUGGGCUUCGCAGGAACACUCGGGGCUGAGUGGUGCGACUACAUCCUUUCAGAUGAGCUGUCCAUCCCGCCGGAGACGCUUAGUCCUGGGAGACGCAAUCUUAGUCUUGAGGAGCAAGUACUCGAACAAGACCAUGCGGAAGAGCUUGAUGACUGGGUUUAUGGAGAGAGGAUUGUGUUCACCCGGGACACGUUUUUCUGCUGCGAUCAUCGGCAGACUUCGCUCAACGCGGGCGAGAAGCCGAUGUCCUGGGAGGAAGAACAGGAGAAGCGUUGGCAGAUGCGGAAAGAGCUGUUUCCGAAUCUUAGCGAUGACACUAUUAUCCUUGGCAAUUUCAAUCAGCUCUACAAGAUUGAGCCGACAACCUUCCGCACCUGGCUACGGAUUCUUGCGCGGAUCCCCAACGCCGUCCUCUGGCUGCUCCGAUUUCCGGAUAUUGGAGAAAAGAAUCUCCGGGAGACGGCAGUUGCCUGGGCUGGUGAGGAGACGGCGUCACGUCUCAUCUUCACGGAUGUGGCGCCAAAAAAUGCACAUAUAUCCCGGGCCAGGAUACUGGACCUCUUCCUGGACACGCCAGAAUGUAACGCGCACACGACGGCGACGGACGUGCUAUGGAGCGGGACACCGCUUCUCACGUAUCCGCGACACAAAUACAAGAUGUGCUCGCGGAUGGCGUCCAGCAUCCUGAGCAGCGCGGUGCCGGAUUCGGAAGCGGGACAGAAGGCACGAGAAGAGCUGAUUGCCACGUCGGACGAGGACUACGAGAACAAGGCUAUCCGGCUGUGUCUGGGGUUCCAGUAUGCGCGGGGGGGCUCUGGAAGAGCGGUGGGGCGGUUGAGUGAGCUGCGAAAGAUGCUAUUUGAACAUAGAUGGGAGAGUCGGCUUUUCAAUACCAGGCGUUGGGUGGGAGAUCUUGAGGAGGCGUACGAGCGGGUGUGGAAAAAAUGGGUGAAUGGCGAAGAGGAGGAUAUCUGGUUAUGA